AUGACUGCUUUGUUGUCUCCCUCUUAUAGGUGGUGAUCCGUUGUUAUCCAAUAAUCCUGUGGAUUCUACGGCUGGGGCCCACAUUUCUUUUUGUGGGUCCCAGUGGGCCCAGCAUGUCGGACAGCCCACGAGCUAAAGCCUAUCCAGCCGCCGGUUUGAACGGUCGCAUGUCCAGCCCACUGGGCCGUUAAGACAUGAACCCAAUCUCUCUCUCUCUCUCUCUACCGUAUCAUUUUCACAUUGAAGAGCUCUUUAAUAGCAGAGGGCUCAGGCUAGAUAGACAGUGAGAUACGUGUGCUGUUCAUGCAGAAACCAACGACUACGCCCCAACUGCAAGCGUCUAUCUCUCCUCUCUAUCUCUAUCUCUAACUCUUAUUCUCUCUCUAUCUCUAGCCCACUAUAUCUCUCUAGUCGUGGGCGGGCGGGUUUUGGGAGAGGGAGAAUUGAUGAGAGGGAGGAGGAGGGAUCAGGUAACUAGCCAUUAAGUGCGGUCGGAGGAUGGGGUUGGAGGGUGGUGGCGUGGGGAGGAGAAUGGGCCGGGGGUGGGGCCAGGUGACCCAAUUUGGCCGCCCUAUAAUGGGCGACCCCGUCCAGGACUCCCGGGAGACUAGGGCGCCGCUACCCGAAAAGUCAAAGGGGAUAGGGUCGACGCUAGAGACGGGUUGUGAUAAAGAGGAUUGAAACUCUGGGCCUUGCGGAGGAAUUCAUGCCGACCCCGUCAGUGGGUUGUAGAGCGAGAGAGAGAGAGAGAGAGAGAGGGGGGGACGACGGGGACUGGUCUUGAGAGUUACACGACUCCCCGUUUGUCGCCGCUCGUAAGAUGGUUCUGCCGAUUGUAGUUGGGUUUGAAACAUAGAGAGGGACAGACGUAGAGAGAGAAAGAGAGAGAGAGAGAGAGAGAGAGAGAGAGAGAGAAGCGCGUGCCCGGAGGCGAUAGGAGCUGGUCGUGCAAGUUACACGACACCGCAGUCGUCGUCACUCGUGAGAUGGUUAUGUAGGCGGUAGUUGGGUUUGAGACAGAGAGAGAGAGAGGGGGACAACAGCGCGUGAUCCGGGGCGAUGGGGGCUGGUCUUGCGGGUUACACGACUCUCUGGUUAUCGCCACUCGUAAGAUGGUUAUGUCGACGGUAGUUGGGUUGAGAGAGAGAGAGAGAGAGAGAGAGAGAGAGAGAGCGCCAAUUCAGGCCCAAGAGUAAAAGGGCCUGAAGCCCUCGUGUGUUCUAUCUAUUUUUGGUCCUCUACGUUGUUCCCAUCAGCCAUCCCCGGCCUAAAACGAAAUUCCCGAGCUUUUCCUUAAGAAUGGGAGUAAUUGGGCCGGUAUCGGGCUUUUCCCUUAAGCUCCGGCCCAGACUAGACCAUUUCCACCGCAAGAUAGAAAUUACCCAAAAUAGAACAAAAGCUGCUCGAGGGGAGCCAUUUAUCUAGGCAUAUCUAACUAUCGAAGAAAAAAAAAUGUAUAAAGUGGGCUAAUUUAGGCCAUAUUUGGGCACUUCUUUGGUCGGAUGCGACUCCUUGAGCGAAGCCCACUGGGCCUGUAAGCUGUGUGGGCCCAAGCUAUGUUAGGCCAAUACGCCACUCUUGGAGGAGUCCUCCCGCACCAUCCUUAGCUCCAAAGCAUGCCCACCUGCCUGUCAACCCCCGCCUUGACUGUACCUCUCUCUCUCUCUCUCUAAAAUGUUAGGUGGUGGAACUUGUAGCUUCUCCAUUCCCCAAUCUUUUAGCCGGCUUCCUCUUCCUCUGAAGCUGAGGCAGUUAACCAGCGGCCAUCUCCUGCAAAGGUGUAGUUCCAACUGCUAAACCCUCUCUCUCUUUCUCUCUCUAUCUCGCUGUCUGUCUCUGUGUUUCUUUGUGGACAGUGGCCGAGUCUUCUGCGGCCUUUAGUCUCUGGUUCAUCCGAUCCACCUGUACUACUGCAUCUCUUAUAAAAAUUGAAGGAGCAAUUGAUGCCGCUGAAAUAUUUAUGAUUCUGAAGAACAAAUCAUAGUUCUUUCAAUCAUAUGCCACAAUUCAUAUAAGUUUUAUGCCAAAUCAGUACAACUUGCUUUGCUUACCAGUGGAAUCCACAAAAUUUCACUAGGAAAAAAUGGAAAUAUGUUCAGAUCAGUGGCAACAAUUUUCCUUCUGUUCCUAAACACAAGCUGCCUUACCAGGGGUUAAUCUUCAGCUUAACCAGGGAGCCCCGUUGACUUUUGAAGCAUGUCUUCGAACAAAUCAAGGUCAAAUGGCCGUCAGAAAGCAUUGUCAACUGCUGAACAGCGAAUGAAGGUAAUGCAGCAACUUGGUCUCUUUUUCAUGGUCAUUAGGCUCUGCUUCUGGUCUAAAAUUCAUGGCAUUGAAAAAUCUUGCAAACACCUCGCAAAAAAAAUAUAUAUAUAAAAAAAAAUAACCAUGUUCAUAAAUCGUUGACUGGGUCUAAGCCUUAAGAAAUUCUCCAUCUAAUUCAGCUACUAAUCUUAGUUUUCCUCAGGCUAUAUCAGCAUCUAAUAGUGUUUUUCUUCAUCAUCCAGAUCGAUGAGGUUCGGAAGCUUGUGGGGCCCUUGUCCACCAAGCUGCCAAGCUCAUGCUCAGAUGCUUCCAUUUCAAGAUACCUCAUUGCAAGGAACGGGAGCACCAAAAAGGCUAGUAAAAUGCUGAGAGAAGCUCUCGAAUGGAGGCUGAAGUACAAGCCUGAGGCAAUUCGCUGGGUAUGAUCUUUCUCCAUGAUCUUUUCCUCUGAAUGCGAAUCAAUAAUUGAACAAAAAAGACAUUUGGAAAGAAAGAUGAUAUAGUUCUUCAUUAUAAUAUCAGAUAUGAAUCAAAUGGGCAGCAUAGAUCGAACAUUAUUGAAAGAUAAUUCAGAUUACCAACCUCGAAUCAACCAUAUAUUUGCCGUGUUGAUUACAUAUUUUCUGCAGUCUGAUGCCAAUCCCUUCGAAAGGUAAAAAUAUUUCAUCUGGUUUCCUACACAGAUGAGGACGCAAUGGCCUUACUAAACCAAAAUAUUUAUCUCCAGAUUCUUCGUUCUGAGGUCAUUGUUUCCUGUGUGACUGCCAGGAAGAGAUUGCUGAGGAGGCCAAGACUGGGAAGAUCUACAGGGCCAAGUACCUAGACAAGUUCGGAAGGCCCGUUCUCGUCAUGAAGCCUGGGUUGCAGGUAACAUCAAGUCACAAGUAUGGGAAAACAAUAAGCGCUUUCACAGCUUACACUUGUCUAAGAAUUGGUCGUUCUUCUCAGAACACAAACUCGACCAAGGGGCAGAUCAGGUACUGGAUCUACUGCAUGGAGAAUUGCAUCUUGAAUUUUCCAAAAGGUCAGGAGCAGAUGGUGUGGCUAAUCGACUUCCAAGGCUGGAAUAUGGGAAGUGUCUCGAUGAAUGUCACCAGAGAGACAGCUCACGUGUUGCAGGACUUCUACCCUGAGAUGUUGGGAUUAGCAAUCCUCUACAAUCCUCCGAAGAUAUUCGAGCAAUUUCGGAAGGUGACAUUGCUGAAAUACUUUACCUUUGUGAAGAUCCCUACUGGAAAUUAUAAUACAUUUGGUUAAAUCCUUGUGAUGAUUCAUGGGUGCAGCUUGUGAGGCCCUUCCUGGAGUCAGAGACGUAUCAGAAGGUGAAGUUCAUUUUCUCUGAUGACCCAGAGAGCCAGAAGAUGAUGGAGGAGUUGUUUGAUCUGGAUGAACUGGAAUCUGCGUUUGGAGGGCACAAUCCUAUUGAAUUUGACUAUAAUGAGUUCCAAGAGAGAAUGAAGAAGGAUGAGAUGAAAUUCUCUGAUCCCACGUCGUCGCCUGGAGAUUUGCACCCCACUGAAGAAAAAGAUGCUGUGAUGGUCACCCAGGCCGCAGAGCUGUCAGAGCCCAUUCUCCAGCCAGGUGAGGAAGCUCAGUCAGAUGCAUCCGAUGAAGCUCCUUCAUCCAUUGAGGGUUCUUCCCCAGAACAACCAGAAGCUACGCCCAAGCUUCCUGAAGACCAUUUGACAUGCCAGGUCGUCUGCAAAGGCAGUGUAGUCUCUGUCCCAGAAGAACAAGCUCUAGCCGUUCAGAUGAAAUGAAUCAACUGAGAGCCCUUGUUUGCAUACAAAACAGCUGGCGUUUUGAAGAGUUCUGAUCUGAGAAAAUGAACACAAUCUCCGUGGCGACAUAAAAGGGGAAUCCCAGUCUCAAUGAUCAUUUUGAUACAUAAGUGUUCAUUACUCUCUUUCUUCAAGAUGUGGCUUGUCUUGCUAUGCUUCCAAUUCCGCUGCCUGUAAAAGAGAAUAAGCUGUUUCGGUAGUCUUUCACCAUAGAAUUCAGAAUUUAACUCCAAACAGACCUUCUUUUACUUAACAUCAGUGCAGAACCAUCUUGUACUCCGAAGAAAAUGCAGAGAAUCGUUUUCUACUCCGAAGAUUGAUAGUUCACCAAGUUAUCAAAAAAAUUAUCAUAUCUUGUCAUCUGAAUAGGGCUAGAUCUUUUUUGAAUCCCAGUUGGUGGCCACGAUCCACCCCACACACAGCUCGCUGGAGUUAAGUGCUUUCUCGUGGCACUGUGAUCUCCACUAGGCAAUCCCGCUUAACAGCCCCUGCGGGAAAGGUUGGGCUAACACGCCAGAGGCAGGCUCUCAGAAUCCGCCAAGAAGGCACAGACAUCAAUGGCUUCUCUAAUGGGUUCUCAAUUGGACGCCAAUGAAGACAUUACUGUGGUAAAUAUAAAAAUACGACGUUAAAUACAACUGUUUUCAGAAUACAAGCAACUAAAUGUCGUCCAAUCGUUUAUACAUAGGAACGUACACUUUUAAACCCUAAGAUUCAGUAGUUCAAAAGGUCCAAAUAAUGAAAGUAAAACCUGAUUAAACUUAUAUUUCGCUCUAAUAUCAUAAAUAUGCAUAUCUAUGGUUCAGGCAGCAAUACCCACGUAACUUUGUGUAGAUAAUAAGCUGGCUUGCUGGUGGAUGACCGGAAAGACAGAAUCUCUCCAUCAUUUCUGCUAAACAUGAGAACAUGUUUUCACAUGCCAGGUUUACAGUCGUCCACUUCUUCCUGCAUUUCUUCAUAAAUGGAAACAAUCUUACCUAGAGAUUAGCUGAUUUUUAAUCCCCAUAAUGAGAUACAAAAAUGAUUAUCACACUUCAUGAGACUGGAAAGCCAAUUCCAUUCUGAGAAUCAACGGAAAAAUAAACUUCUUUGUGCAAAGGUUUAAAAUAUGAAUAUGAGUCAUGCUGUGCCAACUGAAUUGGGAAUGUAUUGACAGACACGGGAGCUACAUACUUUCAAUCGUUCAGAACUUUACAAAUAAAUCAACAACGGAAGAAAAGUUUUCUGUUGACUGGAAUGUCCGAGACAUGCCAUAUGCUUACAGCAAAAAAUUACCUUGUUCAAUACUUUUCACUUCCAUAACUGAUGGAAACUUCUGUCUCAAUACAAAUUUACAAAUGCUGCUAAAAGUAAGAAUCCAAUCUGAAGAAAAAGAUACCAUAUCUUUAUAAAUUUACAUGUUCAUUUAGAUCUGUUGGGUAGACAUGAUGUAUUAUGAAACGUGGAGUGAAUCAUAUCCUCCCUGUGCAUAGAUCGUGUUAAGAAACGUUAAUCAUUCGAAAAGAAAUUGCAACUCGCAAAGGGAAAAUUUGUCCCAUCUUUUUCAUUGGAUGGAGCUACCAGAUCUUUAGCUAGUUUACCUGAAUCAUCCAUGAGGCUCAUAGAUUGUCAGAAUCAUAUUGUUUCCAUUGUAUUCUUCAAGUAUGGUAUAUUAUAAGGAGAAGAAAAAGAAUUCUGAUAACAUUCGAACAUGUCAACUCACUGUGUGUAGAUCACAUCAAAUGAUUCCAUUUUCUUUCAGCACAUGAUGCCUAUAUUCAUCAGACAAAGAACUACUAUGGAUAGAGAGUGAUCAGUUACAACAUCACCAACUGGCUGGAUAUACCAACCACAAAUGGUUCCAUCAACAACCGGGUCAGAAAAUAGAAAAUGAUCCCUAGGGCGAUGGAGAUAGGAAGAGCAGGCAAAGCCUGACGGCAAACUGAAAGCAGAAUAAGUGUGCAUCCAAGCCCUGAUAUGAUCGCCAAAUAGCACGCAUACACAGUCAUCAGAUCGUACAUUGCAGCUCGUCCCACAAGCACACUGUAAAAAACGAAAUCCCCCAGACCCAGUUUGAUACCUCGAGUCGUCUCCAUCAGCUCACUGUGGCCCGAAGAGUCACCUCUUUCUGUGCUCCGCAUCUGUUGCCUUUCACGACUUCCUACCAACGGCGAUCUCUCCUCCUCGACUUGCUCAAUUUCCACAAUCGAACUCCUCACGGACGAGUUCUCAACAAUCUCUGCUUCCAGAUUGACAAUCUCGAUGGCCGAAGCGCGGGCGAGGUGGGAUGCAGGCUGAAGCUCGAGGGAACCAGUGACAGGCCUGGUGGAAACAUUAGGUCGCGCCUCGUAGACGAGAGCGGGGAGCUCCUCAUCCCUGCUUGAAGCCAGCUCCACCAGGAGCUUGAGCGGCCCUCCGGGAGCAAGGACGGCGAUCAGAUCAUACACAGCGAGCGCCAUCAGAAGCGCCCAUGUCGUCCAUUCGGGAAGCUUCGUGAACCAAGCUGCGACUAUGAUGCCUAGGGCAACCAUGUAGGCCUGCCUCAGAAGGAUCGGCACGCUAACAGAAAAUACCGAGAGCACUCCCACUAUCGAGAAAUUAAAGAUGAAAAUCGCGCAGGUGAAGGCGUCGAGAGGCAAGGAGAAGCGCUGGACAAGGGAGAGUAGAAUCGAUCCCCCCAUGGAGCCGAGAACAAAGAAGGCAGAGAAGCGCAUGUAGUUCUUGAGGAAGUUUGUGCAGUUGUAGUAGUAGAGAAGGAGGAGAAGGAAAGUUACGGCAGCGAUGAGCAGCACGAAGACGACAGCAUUCAGGAGGGCCCCCUCGAGCUUCUGAGACGGGGAAUCGGCGGGCGACUCCUGGUACACCAACGUUGCAGCGGUCGUUACGGCGGGGGCAGCUGCAGCGAGAUCGCUAGGCGUGGAGAGAGAAUAGACGAGGAGAACCACGAGUAGCAUGCAGAUGGACACCGGCGACAUCACGCCGAUGAUGUCGGUGCCGAGGGAGUCGAGGAUGCUGGACUCCAUGGCCGCCCCGAUCUGGAGGUCUUAGCGGCGGCGCCACCAGAGACAGAGACAGAGAGAGAGAGGCCAGUGGGCCGGCCGAGGGGGAAAUAAAUAGGAGGAGGGGGGGCCAUUAGAUCUGUAAAAGGUCCAUGGAUCUAACGGUUGUAUUUAGUGGAUUUUGUCAUAUCUGACCUGGGCGGUUGUUUUUCCCGAUCAGUUCGAGGAGUGAGCGGGAAGCGAUUGAAGAGAAAAUCUCAGCGCCGUGGGAGGGAGAGAGAUGGUAGGACUCUUGAAAUCCACCUGCGGAAUCUCUUUCUCUCGGAUUCCAUGUUCAUUUCGAUCCGAUCGCGUUGCGCGGCUCUGCUGGUAGGAUUUUCUCCAGUUCAGUCCCGAGCUCGUUCGGUCGUGCCGUCGAUUUCUUCCCUCUUCUUAGACCGCGGAUCUGCCCCCGAUCCUCUUCGUCCAUUUCGAUGCCUGUUUCAUUCCCUUGCUAGCGUGAUCUUAAACAUCGAGGCUGGAUAGGCAGGCUGAUCUUGCUGUCGCGUGGCCGAACUUCCUCUGACUUUGCUACCUCUUCGUCAUGAUCCCCGGAGCUCGGUUCUCUUUCGAGUUCGAUGGGGACAUCGGAGCUUGGCUUUUACAGCAAUCGGUUUUUCUAGAGUAAAUCGAACUUUGUAAGCUCUCUGCCAGAUAAAUUGUACCAUUUAAAUCAGUAAGGAAUAAUCACUCUGUCUGGCAUUCAUAUCAUUAGAUAAUUAAUCAUUGUACAGUUAAUCAUCGAAUAACCGUCUUGAGGCAAAGAAGAGGGCAUAACAUAUUUUACAGACCAUGUGGACAUUGCGGUGUAGAUUUGGUUUUUUUAAUUUUUUUUUUUAUCACAUUUAAUGCGAUUUAUUUUAUGCCUAUUGGAUGACAACCCCUAAUUUCCUAAGCUCACGGUUUGGCUGAAGAUGAACACUGGUAAGAAACAAAAAAACGAAAAAUCUAUUCAACUUAGGGCUUGCAACCCUCUUAAGUACAUAGAUAUUGUUCGGUUAGUUACAAGGCAUAAGUGGCUAGACUCCAUAAUGAUAGGGAUAGUACGAAAAUAAAAAAGAUAUAAUGGGUACAUAUAUAAAGGAUAAGUAGAUACUUUAUCUUCCGACACUCUUCCUCAAGUUGGUGAAUGAAUAUCUUCUAUUCUCAACUUACUCAUCAAUCUCUUCAACAUGGAAUUGUGAAGUCUCUUGGUAAACAAGUCAGCACUUUGGUCCUUUGAUUUGACAUGAGGUGUGUAAAGGAUUCUAAUCUUGAUGUUUUCCUUUGAUGAAAUAUCGAUUUACCUUAACAUACUUCAUGCGAUCAUCAUGACCUAGAUUGUGCAUAAUGUCUAUCAUUAAUUUAUUAUCGCAUAAGACUUUGAAUGACAUUUCAUAUGAUGUCUUAAGAUCAUCUAGAAUCUAUUUGAUCCAUAUUGCUUCACAUACUCUUCAUGCUAUGAGUCAUAAUCAUAUUUCCUCUUAGAAACAAGUAGUACCUUGAUGUUGAUCUUCUAUUCACAAUUGACACUACAUAAUCUAUAUCGUUAAACACUUCUAAAUUUUGAUUAUGUUAGAAUAAAUUCUAUAUCCUAGUGUUUCUUUCAAGUAUAAGAGAGCAUAUCCCAUUGUCCUGUCAUAUAUUUCUCUUAGAUCAUGCAUAAAUUGGCUUAGUAAUUCCACGAUAUAUGAGAUAUAGGGCCUAGUAUGAAAAAAUAUUAGUUUCUCAACUAAUAUUUGAUAUCUUCCUUGAUCUAUUUGCGGACUAUUUUCUCCAUAGUCUAAUUUUUCAUUAGGAUUGAUGGGAAUGGUUGCUGAUUUACAUCUAUUAGUGUUGGUUUCUUUGAGUAAAUUUAAUUGUAUUUCAAUUGGGAUAGAGAUAUUCUAUGCUUAGAAUGGACUAUUUCCAUUCCUAAGAAAUAUUUUACAUUCUCUAGUUGUUUUAUCUCAAAAUGUGUUGAUAACUUAUUAUUUAAUAAUUCAUUUCUAAAACCUAAUCUUUGAUAAGAAUUUUGUCAUCAACACAAACUACUAAGAUAUAAAAUCUUAUUUUUGAAUGUUUAAAAGAUAAAGUAUGAUCACCAUUACUCUAUCAAGAAUGCAUCUCCUAUAUAGUCAUCUAGAGCUUGCCAAAUCAGGCCUAUAUAAGGACUUUAAUUAUAGUUUUGAUUCUUUUAAUUUCAAAAUCUAGGUUAAAUGUCUAUAAAUAUUUCUUCAUUUAGUGAUUCAUGUAGGAAAUCAUUCUUCAUGUCUACUUAGUCUCUUAAUGGUUGCUAUUAAAAUCAAAAUUCACAUACUGUUCAUCUUUGGUAAUGGUGCGAAUGUUUCAUCAUAAUCAAUCUCAAUUUUUUUAGUGAACCUUUUGACGACUAAUCUUGCCUUAUAUCUUUCUACUCAUCCAUCCAGAUUAUACCUAAUGGUGAACCUGCCUACAUCCCACAAUCUUCUUCUCUCUUUGAGGUCUAGUUAUCUCCCAUGUCUCAUUUUUUGUUAAAGCCUCAAUCUCUACAUCUAUAGUCUUAUUCUACUCUUUGUCAUUUGAGGCUUUCAGUAGUGUAGUUGGGAUAUGAAUAAAUCUUAGCCUUGUAAGGAAUAAUAAAUGAGUUGACGAUAAUCGAUGAAGAGAAAGGUAAUUUAUAGGGGAUACAUAUUGUUACUGUUAUGAUGACCUAGAGAAUUUUCUUGGUUCCCUGAUUGUUAUAGGGGAAAGGUUUGAUGUAUUUUCAGUAGGUAUAUCUCUUGUUAGAAUUGAGUUUGAAAUUUGAUCCUUUUUCUUUCAUCUAGUAUAUGUGAGUUUGUACUUAUCUUCUAGGUUUGGAAUAUGGGAUCUUAAUUCAUCUCUAAGGAAUAAGUAGCUCCCUUGAUUUAUAUUUGGUUCAUACUCUAUCUCACCCUCAAUUACUACUUCUCUGUUUGUCUUGUAAAAAAUUUCAUUCUCGUAACAUUUAUUGUAAUAUGAAAUUUCUGCUUUUGAGGGUCAUAACAUUUAUAACCUUUUAGUGUGAUAAAAUAUUCCACAAAGAUGUACUUAAGUGUUCUUGGGUCUAAUUUUUUGGUGUGGUAUAAGUGUACAUCUGCCACUUACCAAAAUAUUUUGGGUGAUAGGUUUAUUUUCAAUUUUAAAAUAAGAAUAUACAAUUACACAAUCACUUAUUAAUUAGUUGGGUGAUAGUAAGUAAAGCCUCCCCCCACACAUAUUUUGGGCCAUUUCUUUGGAUCAAGAAGAAUUUAGUCACAUCUAGUAAAUGUAGGUUCUUCCUUCAGUUUCAUUUUUUUUAGAGAUGUUCACACGAUGUUUAAUGAGUUAUUUACUUUGAAAAAUUGGACUAAAUGUUAUUGAUGUAGUCAUUUGUAUUAUCAGACUUAAAACAUCUAUUAUUGAUACAAAAUUUAUGAUUAAUUAAGUACAUCCAUGUUAUCUUAGUGCAAUCAUUUAUAAAUGUGAUGAACCAAUGAUAGUUGGGAGUAGCUCUCACUUAUGUUAGAUCCCACACGUCGCUAUGAAUUAAAUCGAAGGGUUUGAGACAUUUUAAAUUUGAUGGACGAUAAAAUUAAUCAUGUACUCUUGACUAAUUGACAAGCCUUGCAUAUACAAGAGCCAUAAUUGAGUUCAUUACAUAAGUUUGGAAACAAAGUUUUGAGAGUCAUAAUUGAUGGAUGCCCUUGACAUCUAUGAAUCAUACUAAUUUUCUAUUUCAAUGUUUGCCUCCACUACUUGUGCUACCUCUUAAUACUCCCCCUUUGUUCCUCCAAGUCAAUAUAUAUAAUAAAAUCUUUCACAUUCUUCAGUAAGUCUAAUCCUCCAUUUUGUGUCUUUGUUAUAUAAAACACAUACAUCAAGGGUUAUUAACAUUUCACAAUUUAAAGAACAUCUAAGUUAACUAAGUGAAUUAAGGUGGAUGUGUGUAGGGGAAUAUAUAUGACUUGAUGGAUUCUACUAAUUUUGGGAAUUUGGAUGGAUCCUAUACCUUCUACAACAAAAAAAUUACCAUUGGCUGUCAAAAUCUAUCUACCCUUAUGACACAAUUCAUGACAUAAAAAAUGUUCUAUGAGAUGUCAUGUGAUAUGUGGCUCAUCAAUCUAGGAUCUAUAUAUCACUUUUAAGAUACAUAUUUGAAGUACAUGAAUAUUGAUAACUUAAUGACAAAGUAGUGAAGGCAAUGAGAGAGUUACUAGAGGAGGUUACUUAGGAUGUGAAUGAGCUUGACGUUAUUUAUUUAUUUAUAAUCUUUUGACUGAACUUGUAGCUUAUGAUUUUGUUGCCUCUCUUGGGGAUGAUGGUGUGCUUCUUUGAGAUAGAUUUCUCUUUUGUCUUGAAAGUUGUAGGAAUUUUCAAGAUGGUGACGCUCCCUUUAUUAAGUUAGUUUGUAGACGAGUAUGAGCGCAAACUAUUGCUCUUUAUCACUGUCUCUUAGCUUUGAGAGCAAAAGAAGAAAAAGAAUUGUGUUAUUCUAAUUUGGGCUUGAGGCCCUCUAAGUACACAAUUUGAUGCUUAUGUGUCUAUUACAUGGUACAAAUGACUCGACUUAAUAGUUGUAACUAAAAAACAUGAUCCAACAUACGAAAUAAAUAGAAAAUAUAUUAGAUAAAUUCCACAUUUUAAUACUCCCCUUCAAGCUAGUGAAUGGAUAUCUUCAAUUCCCAACUUGUUCAAAAGUUUUCUUAUUGUAGGAUCAUGAAGCCCCUCGGUGAAGAUAUCUCCACAUUGGUCUUUGGAUUUAACAUGUUUAGUAGAAAGAAUCUCAAAUACCUCCAUGUGUUUUGAUCAUGAUGUAUAAAGUUAUGAGCUAUAUCUAUAGUUAACUUUUUAUCACAUAAGAGCUUGAUGGGUGAGUCAUAUUGAAUUUUUAGAUCUUCCAAGAUCCCUUUAGUUUAUAAUCCUUCAUAUACUCUCUGAGUCAUGGCUUUAAGGUCUGAUUCUACACUAGACCUCGAAACCAUUGAUUGUCUCUUGAUGUGUCAAGUGAUCAAAUUCCCUCUUAGGAAUGAGCAGUAACUUGAAGUAGAUCAUGUCUACAAUAGAACUUGCAUAAUCAACAUUCAUAAAUCUUUUCACAUUAGUAUAUCCAUGUAACUGAAAAAAGAUUUAAUAUUCGGGUGUACCCUUUAGAUAGAGAAGUACUUGCCUUACCACAAUGUUGUGUACUUCUCUAGGCUUAUUCAUAAAUUGACUUAGCAGUCUUAUUGAAUUAUGGUUGAGUGUAAGAGAGAUAGAUUAAUUUUCUAAUUAAUCUUUGAUAACUUUCUCUGUUAAUUAGUAGGUUGUCAUCUCUUUGACUCAAUUUCUCAUCAUGAUCAAUGAGAGUAGCAACUAGCUUGCAGCCACUAGUACCAAUCUUUUUAAGUAAAUCUAAUAUAUAUUUCAAUUGAGUAAAAAACAUUCUACAUCUAGAAUAGGUAAUUUUCAUUAUGAGAAACUUCAAAUUUCCUAAUUAUUUUAUUUCAAGGUACAUAAAUAAUUGACCAUCUAAUGAUUUAAUUUCUAAUAAGUCAUCUUCAGUAAAAAUCAUGUCAUCAACGUAAGCUAAUAAAAUAAAAGUUCUCUUAUCACUAUGUUUAUAGAAGAGAGUAUGAUCGCAAUUACUUCGGUUCUAUUUCUCAUGCAUGGUGGCUAAGAGCUUGCCAAAAAAGUCAUGGAUGACUAUUUUAGUCCAUAUAAAUACUUCUUUAAUUUAUAAUCAUGUGUUGAUUUUAUUCGCUUCCAAAACUAGGGGAUAUGUCCAUAUAAAUCUCUACAUUUAAGGAGCCAUGUAAGAGGUCAUUUUUCACAACUAAUUGAUGGAGUUGUCAUCCCUUCACUAUUGUCACAAAGAUUAAAAUCAUCAUGAUAUUUAUCUUUAUCAUCAGGAAAAUAUAUAUAUUAAAAGGUACAUGAUGUGAUGAGAUUGAAAAAAUCUAGGCAUUUAUGAUUGAUUGUAAUAUGGUUUUCUUCAUCAUUUAAGUUUGAAGUAGAUGGAGAAUUUUAACGUCAUCAUGUUGUAGAUCUCGAAAGAUAACCAAUGAAAAUCAUAAAUGAGCACCUUUGUUGGUUGGAAAAGUGUUGUGAACCUUUUCCAUAUACAGUGUUCUCCCUCCCUCCACAUUCAAAUUUGAAUUAUGAAACCCAAAAUCAUCAAUAUAUAUUCCCAAUAUUCGAAGCCUUUUGCUAAUGUAGGGUAACACCAUCAACAAAGGUGUUCCAUCAACUAUGUAAUGUAAACCAACAUUUGAUGAGAUAGACUCUGAGCCAGGUAUUUAAUCAUAACUUGUCCAACUUCUUUAUGUGGUUAGUGAAUUGUCCAUUCUUUGUAUAAAAAGAUGGAGAUCGUUGUUCAUCACCUUAUCCAUUAUUUGUGUUCUUCUAGAGUGAUGGAGACCACACCCACUUCAAGAGCUCUAUCUUGAAGGAUAGUAAGGAUCAUGGUUUUUGUACUCUCUAGAUGACAAUUAAUAAGUGAGAAGCAUCAUAUAUAACCUCUCUACACUUGUAUUUUCAUAUGUUGCUUUCAUGCAUAUGAAAUUCAAUCAUUAUUCUAGAUAUCCAGAGUGGGCUUGGGGCCUUGCUGUUUGGUGCCUUUGCAAGGGUGACAGCUAAAUUAAGAAGGAUGUGCAAUUGUUGAGGCAAAUUCAAUUUGUUGACAUUUAACAAAUUUGAAAAAAGAAUCGUUCUAUCAAUCUACUGUUACAUAGAGAUCAAAGCAAAAUCAGAUCGAUUAUGUUUUGUCAUUAACAAUCUAAUGACUAGAAGUUUAUCAUUUCUAUAAAGAUUUAGGAAUUAGGAAAACAUAAUAACGAAACAUUGGAUGAUUUACUUAUAACUCUAAUUUGGCAUAUUAACAGUCUAACAAGAAAAAAGCAUUUGUCUUCGUCAUCAUUCCAAGUUGGGGAUUAUUUUAUGAGUUUUCAAAAUUUGUCAUAAUAUUUUUCUUCUACUUCGGAAGUAAAUUUGGAUAUUUCGAUUAUUACUUUAGUUUUUUGUCUCAGAGCUUGUGGGCUUUUAUUAUUUUAUUUAUUUUCUUUUCUUUUCGGGGGGGAGGGGAGGGUGGGAGCGUAUGUGUAUCUUCCCUUACAGUAUUUUACAUGAUUAUAAUUAUGAUUGUCCUAUGAUGCACCCUACAAUGAGGAGGAGAAAGCCAUGGUUGCAGCAGCAAUGACUGCGGUUGGGGAUGGAGUGAACCCAUCUUGGGAUUCUUUGAGUGACGAUGCUUAUUUCCCUAUUUGUUUCAAGUCGGUUUUCUAUUCGCUUUUCCCAUAUGAUUUUUUCCCCAGACACAUCAUUAAUGUUUCACGGAUGCAGGAACUGAAUAUUUCUAUUUUCUCCUGGCGGAUUUCGAGGAUAGAGAAAGAGAAUAAGAAUGUACCUUGUCCAAAGCGUGUCUUGUCCAGCUUUCAUUCCCUGCUCCUGGUGAAGCAUUCGACCUUGCGCUCCCUUCCUGUUACUCGGAGGUAAGGAUCUGGUGAGAAAUGCAGAACAGAACCUCGCUGAUGAUCCGCUUUCUGAGAAGAAGGAAUCCGGCGACUAUGUCUCGUGAUCAUCGUUGCUUCCAGACGAACCCAUCAAUCGAUCCACUUUCCUUGGGUGAACCCACCUACCUUCUCAUCACUCCUCCUUCGCUGUUCUGGGGAGAUAAUGGAUGAGAUUUUUGCUGUCAAAAUGCCUAAACCUCCUGCUUGAUGUGAUUGAACUGGGUGUGGAAUUUCCAAAUAUGUCAAGUCUCCGCCUGUCAGCUUCCCACCUUUUGCUCAAUUUGUUCACCAUAUAUAUAUAAAAAGGAGGAGGUUUAGGCAUUUUGAUCUGGGAAAUGCGAAGUGCAGGGAUGAGUUAUGCCUGUCGAUCCCCUAAGGGAUCUUCCUCCAGAGUAGUACACCCUCAUUCAAGUACCGGGGGUCAUUCAUCUUCGUCAACCCCAUCACCACCACCACCACCCUAUGGCCUGUUUAUCUCCGUCAAAUUCUCUGCCGCGGUAUAAACCACGAGGGUGGCCGGCGAGGGCUGGCUGGCGGAGCACCGACCCCAUUUAAGCUUGGGGCGGCUGUGUUAAGUUAUCGCAGGUGGAUGUAGGCAGGCCAACCGAGGCCGCUGGAGGGGCGCCCAUUAAGACCCUGCAAAAAGCUCAGUCCAGUGGCUUCCACCGCCAUAAUGGAGCCCGUACGACGAGCUACGUCGCGUCGUGAGUCCACGUGGUAACAAGCCAGUCCAGGCCUCCCUCGGUCGGUCUGAUCGCACCCGUGGGGUCUCUGGCCCAGGAGAAAUCCGAUGUCCUCCGUUAUACCUGUAAAGAGAGAGAUAGAGAUAGAGAGAGGGAGGGAGGUAGAGGACUUGAACUUCGCCGGCCACCAACGGCGUAAGACGGUAGGCAAACAACAGCACUGCAAUCGGAGGCGAUACGGGCCAUAAUGGCCGUCGCCACGGCGGAGGACACAACGGGAGCGUACGGCGGCGGAGGAGGAUGAACAAGAGGAGAGCGCGCCCCUAGAGCGUCCCCUGGCUCCAUUAGGUUGAGGACCGCCGCCGCCGCCGCCGCCGGAGGAGGAGGAGGGCGGUAA
Molecule: messenger RNA, 15570 nt
Organism: Spirodela intermedia
Lineage: Eukaryota; Viridiplantae; Streptophyta; Magnoliopsida; Alismatales; Araceae
Source: the annotation of a GenBank genome assembly